AUCUAACUGAAUUCGAAGGAGUAUACCACUAAUAGUCUAAUACCAGUCUUGUUGUUAGUUAAUAUAUAGAUCUAGAUAUCUAGAUCUAGAUUUCUAGAUCUAGUAGAUUCUAAAUCAAUUUAGUUAGCCUAGGCCUUGUUAGUCAAGUGAUUCAGAGUUAUAGUGUUCAUUCAUUUCGGCCUAGGAUCCAAACAUAAUCUCUAUCUAGAAAUAAACAUGGAGGAAAAUAAAUCAAAAACAUCAUCGGAAGAUGUGGCAUCUGUACAUUCUGAGUCUAGCGUUGAUGAAACAGUGGACAUGAGUGCAUUUGCCUUGCCAGACUUGGGUGUCCACGAAGAAGAAGAAGAUUCGCCCGAAAGCUCGAAGGAAGACUUCUGGGCAGAAGAUCUGGUAUGGCCCGACCCCGUAGGUCUGUUCCCCGGGACUAGCGGCAUCAAGCCGGGCACGCUGGCCUCUAAGAUCGAGAUCGCAGACAUUGACAAGGAGCUGGGCGCUGCCACUCGGUGCCAGAUGUCUCUCGUGGUCAAACGGCGGCCUCGGCCCAAAGACCUGCCGUGGAAUGUUGUCGUCAUCAAGAGUGAUCCACCAAUAAUAGAAGAAGAUGAUGUGGAAGAGUUCCUAGUUCAUGAUCCAUUGUUUGUGGAGUUCUUCAAUGCAUUCUUAUCUCUCCCAUCUUUUCCAGAGCCUAUCUGUUUUAAUGUUGAGACUGGUGGUUUUGAAGUGGUUAGUGAUGGCAAACAGAAGUUGGCACAGCAGAUUAAAGAGGCAGUUAGAUCACAGCACACAAUGUCCAAAAAAUAUGAAGUGACAAGACACCACGCUUUUUCAGACAUUCCAGUUAUUCCAAUAGAAGAUUCCAACAGGCCUGAGGCUGUAAAGAUUGACACAUCUUUUCAAGUCAUAACUUUAAACAAAGACCAAGGCAUCUACUGGAUCAAAGCAGAGCGACUACCCAUCUUCCUGGAAAGUGAUUAUUAUUUUCAAUAUCGUCUGGCUAAAGUUAUAUCUCAAGUUCGUAUCUUCAAUGAUAAAGGGGAGUUUGUCGUCAUGAAAAUUGAUUACUCCAGUAAAAUCAAGAAAAAGAAAAGUGCUGUGGAGGUGCCGCCCCCCAAUGUGGAGGACAUCAUCAUGAAAGAAAUGUUUGUCAGCUUUGGAGAUGUCCGUGGUGCGGCUAAAGAGGCGUGGUUCACCCAGGCCAAGCAGGAGCUGAAGCUAGAGCCCACGUACACAAGCCUGGGCCCCAAGCUGGCAUCCACCGUACAGACAGCCAUACUUCCUGCGGAGAAAAGCUCCGUCUUUCACAGCCAAUAUUUUGGGGUCUACACACCAGUGCUAAAAGGCCCCAAUGAAACAGAGCCUUCCAUUAAUGAUCAAACAGCGCUAGAUGAGCAUCUGUUUGUCAAAGAAAAGCCUUUCACUCCACGUCCUUCUGACAAGAUUCACUCCUCAACAACAAUGCUGAGGAGGAAGAUCCCAGGGGAGCAGGAGGCUGACGAGGAGAUGGUCCCCCCUGGCAACGUUAUGUUCAUCUAUCCCAAGCAGGAUAACCAGAGCACUGAUGCAGAGUCUGGUAUUGGUGAAAUAGAUGAGAAAGAUGAGGAUUUCGAGAAGCGUUUAUUUGCCCAGCCUAUAAUAGAUCAAAUUUACUACGACGGUACCUGGGAAUCUGGUGGCACCGGCCAGAUCAUACUGAGAUCCAUAGAGGAGAUGGGUUCAGUUAUUGUUGGUGCCGUCAUGAAGAAAACUCUGGCGGAUAUGCUGGACAUUGAUGAGAAAAUAGUCCUGGCUGACCCAGCGGUCAGCAGCAUAUACCCUUCCAUGGACCUGACCUGUGUGUCAGUGGACAGACUGGAGAGUCUGUCCGUGGUCAAGGCUAGCGACGUGGAAGAGCUAAACUAUGUUCUGCAGUCCCUAAAAGCCCCCCAUGAAGAAGACACGGUGGCUGACAAAGAGCCAAUCCACAUAACCUGGGAUAAACCCAUGCCCAAGUCCGCAGAGGAGGAAAGUGAUGCAGACUCCCUGCUGGACAGUGACGAGGACUUUGAAGAGCGGGACAUUCAUUUCCGCCGCAAGAAGGACAAGUGGCAUAGCUUGACUAGUUUGAAAGGGAUCAUGGCCUUUAAGAAGUUCCUGGAAGGCACACACGGGGAGAAGUACUGGGAGCUUUGGGUAGAUAUUGAUAAAGGGAGGCUCAUCAACACUGAAGAGGAAAAAAAAAGAUAUAUCAUGUAUAUGAGGGACCGCUACUACAAGAAAGGUUCACCCUUUGAGCUGUCCUAUGAAGACAAAAAGAAAUUGGGCCUUGAAAACCUUUCCAGUUGGUGUCCUAAAUAUUUGUUUCAGGUCCACGCUAAAGUUCUGGAACCAUUGGUUCUAUACUGGGCACCCAGAUAUCUACUGAAGCACCUACUACGUACCCAUCCUGAGAAGUAUUACCUUUAUAAUCAAAUGAAGUCAGCCACACCUGUGAAAGAGUCUGACCCCUACCCCCACACGCAAGCACUGCUCCCCCUCAGACCCAAGUCCUGCUGUCCCAGGAACAGGAAGGGACCUGGAAUUGAGGAGUUGCCGAUUGAUAAUGCCGUUCUAAAAUUAACAAAAUCAAGGCCAGAUCCUUCUGGAACUUCCCCCAUGGUGGGCAACAGGCGCGUGUAUGGUGAAGACACCAUCAAACGUUUGGCUAACACCCCAACAGCGAAGUACCUGGGGUUGAAGCAAGCUGCCUUUAAGUCCCCUACACCAACAGCCAAAUCCAGUAGGAAACCUUCGGCUCCAGAGAAGUCAGUCUCAGCCACUUCAGAAACCAAGGGACGCCCCUCCCAUGACACAGUGACAGAUGCAGCUACGACACAGCGACCAUCAAUUAAUACUGAAACAAAAACUGGUCGUGAGAGCAUUACAUCCACCAACACUAAACUGCCUGACAUCACGGCUAAGAGUCUAGUGGAGGAGGUGGCCAUGGAGUUAAAACCAAAGGUGGAGGGCCUCCCCAGCCAAAAAAAACUUGCUGAGCCUUUAUCUGUGGUUCCAUGCCCGUACAAGCCACUGACUUCUAUUUUAGGGGACACCGCAGAAACUGUUGUUCCACUGACUCCCCUCAAGAAGCCAAAAGACUUACUGACUCCAAUGGUUAAAAUUAUUGAUGAAAAACCUAAGUCUACUCAAGGAAAAGACACUCCCAACUACACAUUCUACCGGCAAGACUCGCAGGAGUCUGCUAAAGUCUGCCCCCCUGAUGCUAAAGAUCCCCAGAAGGAGAAACUUGAUGGCGUGCACUACGCAGAAAUCAAGGACUGUGAUUUCAUGGGCAGCGAGCGUAUGGAGUUUCUGUUACAGGCCCUUCACCAUGAGCAAGAUGCAGGAAGAACUUUUAGAAAGUUUAUUGAAAAAAGUGAAAACACUGAUUGGGUUAAGCAUCUUGACUUUUGGGAAAGGGUCCAGGAAUAUAGGAAACUGUUUUAUAAAGACAAGCUUGACCUGCAUCUGAUUUCUAAGCAAGCAAAGUAUCUGUUUGCUCAGUUUAUUGUUGAAGGCGCCCCCAGCAGCAUUGGUGUGUGUGAGAGUGUAGAACUGGACAUCAUGGACCACUUGAACCCAGCUUAUGAAGACCUGUUUGACGAAGCAGAAGAGUUUACCUUGAAGGUACUCUUUGAUGCCUUCCAGCGUUACCUGAACCAGGACGUGAAAAACUACUGUAAGGUUGAACGUGCUGAGAUAACAAGGAGGUUGGAAACAAGAAACACCUCCAUCUUAGGCUUACAAAAAAAAGGAAUCAUUAAGGAAAGAUCUCUUACACCGGACGACCCUAUGGAGGGUUACAAGGAUCCAGUGUAUGAUGAUUCUGUCCUUCAACGAGUCCCAUCAGAAUUCAAAGACUGGACCUUAGAUAAGCUUAUUCAUAACCGCAUCGAGCUUGAACAUUUCCGACAGUAUCUCAUUGAGAACUUUGCUGAGAUAGAUUUAAAGUGUUGGAUGGAUAUUGAAGCUUGGAGGAGAACUCCGCAUGAUGAUGCUCGUAAAAGAGAUUUUCGAGCGAGGGAAAUUAAAAAGCACUACCUGAAUAGGAAGUAUUUCUUUGGACCAAGUAGUCCUGCAGGGAAAGAAGGACAGAAUAAGGUGAUGGAGCUAGGCGGUGGAUGGGGAAAAUUCCUUGAGGACAAGCCCCACAGCAGCAGCAUCCUGGAGGCUCAGAAGUUUGUCAGGGAGAGGCUGGAGAAGAAACACCUGCCCUUGUUUCUUCUGUCUAAAGGCUUCCAGGCUAGAAAUGUCAUGAGAGAAAGCAUCUCCGAGGGCGGUGACGACCAGUCUGUGACCAAGAAGCGGCGAGCACACGCAGUGAAUAAGGUGAUUGAGGACGCUGAAAAUUCUUUCUACAAGUUGUUGAAUAGAAAAGCCCCUGAUUACUCUCUGGUUGAAAAUGUCGUGUUCCCUCCUAUAAGAAAGCAAUCUAUUUCCUAUAGAAGUAGCUUCAUGUCUACGACUGAUAUCAAGGGUGGUAGUACAUCUUUGCCUCACGUUAAAUCUAAAACCGCGGGUGAUGAAUCUCCGUAUGUUAUAGUCAAGGAAGAUAUAACAUCUCGCCCUUUGAUGCCAACAUCAAGACUACAGCAGCUGUUGGAGAACAAAUGGAUAUCUUCGACCAAGGAUAUUUUCAUGCUGCAGAGGGCCCUGAUGAACCCCAUCACAUGCCAGCAGUUCCUCAAGUUUAUCUCCAUGCAGGAACAACACCUGGAGAAUGACGUCUUGUUCUGGAUAGAAGUACAGAAAUACAAGCAACUACAUCACACACAUACAGACGAAGCCACAUUAGCUUUAAAGGUGAAUGCAAUCAUAAAUUGCUUCAUCGACUCCUCCAUCCCACCAAGUCUUCAAAUUGACAUCCCACAAGAACAGGCUGACAAAAUUCUAGAACACAAACAUGAGAAAAGUCCUUACCUUUUCAGGGAAGCGCAGCUUUCUGUGUUCAGACUUCUCCUCCAACAAUGGCAACCUUUCUGUGACUUCCGUUCCAACAUGGACUCAGAUGUCAAGGUCAUGAAGACAUUGGCGCGCCAUCGAUUGAUUGCAGACGAGAAGGAGAGACUUCAUAGAGCAGAGAUCAUGCAGCAGAGAGAAAAGGAAAGGCAGAUGCGUUUAGAAAUGGGUUUGAUGAGUGUCGAGGACGUAACUGAACAGGAAGUAGAUGAAUCAGAGGAAAAAGGCGAGGGGACAAGUUUUAGCUAUCACGCAUAUCUUCGGGAACAGGAGGAAUGGAAGAAAAGGCUGGAAGAGAAGUUUCAACUUACUGGCACUUGGGAAGACUUUGUGGCUUAUCAAAAUGCCCUCGGGAACUUUGAUCUGGAUAAUAUGAGGCUGGUGACAGUAGCUGAUAGAGGUGCCCAGACAAUACGACCACCUGAGGGAAGGCCUAGCACUGCAGGGAGGCCUGGGACUGCAGGGAGGCCUGGGACCGAGGGAAGGCCUGGGACUGCAGUGAGGCCUGGGGCUGAGGGAAGGCCUAGCACUGCAGGGAGGCCUGGGACAGGGCUCAGACGGACAUCAAACAGUGACAGAUUGAAAAUGGAGGACACGUCAUUGUCUGACAAGGAAAAUAUCUCAGGAAAAAGGAGAACUUCAGCAUCAGGCCUUAGAGACGGAUAUAGAGAUAAAACUAUGACAAAACACAAGAGAAGUUUCCAGCGUACAGCCACUGAUCACCUAGGAGAUGACGAUGAGCAUGCCAACACAAAACUUACCAUAGUUAAUUAAAAAACAAAACUAAGCUGUUUGAUGUUUACAAUAGCUGUUGUACUUCAGCAGCUAUUUUAUAUGUGUUGCCAUGAACUUUGUCUCAAAAUUUUUUAAAUUGAUGUAUAAAAAGAAAAAAGAUUUUUUGUUCAAAUAUUCUUGUAGAUCAGCAUAAGUUUCAUACCUGUGGUUUCCAACAUUUUAAAACAACUGGUACCAACAUCCCAAGUUAGAAGACUAAACACCAUAUAGUUAUAAGACAACAUCCCAAGUAGUAAGACAACAUAACAAAUUAGAAGACUAAACACCUCAUAGUUAUAGACAACAUCACAUAGUUAUAGACAACAUCUCACAAGUUAUACAUUUAAGACAACAUCAUGAGAUAUAAGCCAACUUCACUCAAGCAAUAAAGUAACCAGCAUCACAAGUUAUACCACAUGAUAUGAAAGAAUGUCCUGCAGUUACUACUCUCCCAAUCCACCAUUGGUUCCACAGACAUUGAACUUGCUGUAGACAUCUUCUCCUCAGUAUUUGUACUUUAUUGCAGUCGUAGUUAUCGGGAAAUAACAUUAUUUUUAUCACUUUUUAUUUUGACACUGUAUAUACAUGAAUAUACAUUUUUAAAUCAUGGCUUAGCUAGCCUUUAUAUGAUAUCAGGAAAAAAUUAUUUUAUUUAAUAUGUUAAUGUUGUUAAGCAUUCUGUGAUAUAUUUAUAAACAUUUAUAUUUAUACAUUUAAUAUAUUGAAAAUAAAUUAUAUAUCAGAGGUAUCUGUAUGACAAGUGUUAUUAAUGAGAACAUAAUGUGUCGCAAACAGGCCAUCUUGCCAGGAUAGUAUUGAUAAAUAUUUAUCCUCUCCCGUCUCAUUUGUGUAGACUUAGAGAAUUAUGUUUUGAGCAUGUUACAGGGAUUCUUUAGACAUAUAUCGUGAUGGCUGUACCAUGGGACUUCGAGUCCAGUCAAAUUCUGGUGAUUUUUUAUUGUGAUUUUAAAAAAUCCCUUUCUUUUAUAGACCUAUCUAUUUUUAUUGUGAGAUAGAAUCAAAUAUUUUUGAAUCAGCUCUUAUGAUAGAUUGAAAACCAUAAGUUUUUAUUAGCAGUUAAUAUUUAUGUACGAUUGUUUCCCAUGGGGAAUACCUUUACUCUGUUUAGGAUUGAGUUUAUUAUGUAUGUUUUUCUGUACAUCUUGCAUCUAACAUUCAAUAAAUAACUAUAUAUUUUAUG
Molecule: messenger RNA, 6949 nt
Organism: Physella acuta
Lineage: Eukaryota; Metazoa; Mollusca; Gastropoda; Physidae
Product: regulator of G-protein signaling 22
Biological process (GO): regulation of signal transduction
Cellular component (GO): cytoplasm; nucleus
Molecular function (GO): G-protein alpha-subunit binding
Source: RefSeq, a predicted model, not a curated record